This is a messenger RNA of Phalaenopsis equestris, 2761 nucleotides long. Its product is annotated as exocyst complex component SEC3A-like. The coding region runs from base 38 to 2704 and encodes 888 amino acids. Gene Ontology annotation, cellular component: exocyst; plasma membrane. Gene Ontology annotation, molecular function: phosphatidylinositol-4,5-bisphosphate binding. NCBI's taxonomy places the organism in Eukaryota, Viridiplantae, Streptophyta, Magnoliopsida, Asparagales, Orchidaceae. The transcript is spliced from 25 exons. The record is from RefSeq and is a predicted model, not a curated record. Gene Ontology annotation, biological process: exocytosis; Golgi to plasma membrane transport.
GAUCUGUUGCUACGGCUCGGGGGAGAAGAGAGAGAUCAUGGCGAAAUCGAGGGCGGAUGACGAGGAGUUGAGGCGGGCGAGCGAGGCCGCUGUCGGCGGGGAGAAGGUAUUGGUGGCGGUACGUGUGGCGAAGAGUCGGAGCAUCCUCGGCAAAGCCGGUCGUUUUGGCCUUGGUCGGCACAUGGCCAAGCCCAGAGUUCUCGCACUUACCACCACACGACCAUCCUCCAAACAUCAGAGUCCUAAAGCUCAUCUUCAUGUCUUGAAGUAUUCAUCUGGUGGAGUUAUUGAGCCUGCAAAACUUUACAAGCUGAAGCAUCUUACAAAAGUGGAGGUUGUUCCGAAUGAUAAUAGUGGAUGUACCUUUAUGCUGGGAUUUGAUAAUCUUAGAAGUCAAAGUGUUACUCCUCCACAGUGGACAGUACGCAACAUUGAUGACAGGAACCGGCUGCUUCUUCAUGUUUUAAAUGUCUGUAAGGAGAUGCUGGGUCAUAUGCCUAAGGUUGUUGGCAUAGACGUUGUGGAGAUGGCCCUUUGGGCUAAGGAAAAUAUUCCUACAGUCAAUAAUGAAGUUAAAAUCCAAGGUGGUCCAGUUGCAUCGGUUAUAAUACAGAGAGACUCUCAAGUUACAGUUGAAAGAGAGCUUGUUUCACAAGCUGAAGAAGAGGACAUGGAAGCUCUUCUUGGAACGUACGUAAUGGGCAUUGGUGAAGCAGAGGCAUUUUCUGAAAGGUUGAAACGUGAACUUCAUGCUUUGGAAGCGGCAAAUGUACAUUCUCUCCUAGAAAGUGAACCCUUAAUACAACAGGUCUUACUGGGGCUAGAGGCAAUUACUGUCUCAGUGGAAGACAUGGACGAAUGGCUUCGCAUUUUUAAUGUGAAACUCAGACACAUGAGGGAGGAUAUUGAAUCUAUCGAAUCACGUAAUAAUAAGUUGGAGAUGCAAUCUUUAAACGACCAAACACUUGUUGAGGAGCUUGAUAAACUUCUUGAAAGAUUGCGCAUUCCUUCUGAGUUUGCAGGGGCUUUAACUGUUGGUUCAUUUGAUGAGGCCCGUAUGCUCAAAAAUGUUGAAGCAUGUGAAUGGUUAGCUGGGACAAUAUCCAGCCUUGAAGUGCCAAACUUGGAUCCAUGCUACUCAAACAUGAGGGCUGUUAGGGAAAAGAGAGCCGAAUUAGAAAAACUAAAAGUUACAUUUGUUCGGAGAGCAUCUGAAUUUCUUAGAAAUUACUUCGCUAGUCUUGUCGACUUUAUGAUAAGUGACAAAAGCUAUUUUUCUCAGCGUGGACAGUUAAAACGGCCUGAUCAUGCUGAUCUGAGAUACAAAUGCAGGACAUAUGCAAGGCUUCUUCAGCAUUUGAAGAGCCUUGACAAGAAUUGCUUAGGCCCUUUGAGGAAGGCUUACUGUCAUUCUCUCAAUUUGUUGCUCCGUAGAGAGGCACGUGAAUUUGCCAAUGAACUCCGGGCAAGUACUAAGGCUUCCAGAAAUCCUGCAGUUUGGCUUGAAGCUUCUACAGGUUCCGGUCAGUCCCCAAAUAAUACUGAUACUUCUACAGUUUCAGAAGCUUAUGCAAGAAUGCUCACAAUUUUUAUUCCUCUUCUUGUGGAUGAGAGUUCAUUCUUUGCACAUUUUAUGUGCUUUGAUGUUCCUGCUCUCGUUUCACCUGGAGUCCCUUCUAAUAUUAAGAGGGCUGUAAUGGAUGGUGAUGAAGCAAAUGAUGACCUCGGUAUCAUGGAUCCUGAUGAAGAUGAUGGUGACCUAAAUGAUAUUUCUUCUGAGUUUGGAGCGCUAAAUGAAGCUCUUCAAGAGUUGCUUGAUGGAAUACAAGAAGACUUUUAUGCAGUGGUAGAUUGGGCAUAUAAAAUUGAUCCUCUUCGCUGUAUCUCUAUGCACGGGAUUACAGAGCGCUACCUCUCCGGUCAAAAGGCAGAUGCUGCAGGAUUUGUCCGUAAGCUUUUAGAUGACUUGGAAUCCAGGAUAUCAAUGCAAUUCAAUAAGUUUGUUGAUGAAGCUUGCCAUCAGAUUGAGAGGAAUGAACGUAAUGUGCGACAAAUGGGUGUUCUAUCUUACAUUCCAAGGUUUGCUACUCUAGCAACUCGAAUGGAGCAGUACAUCCAGGGGCAGUCAAGGGACUUGGUGGAUCAAGCUUACACAAAAUUAGUUAGCAUAAUGUUUUCGACUUUGGAGAAGAUAGCACAAGCUGAUCCAAAAUAUGCUGAUAUUGUACUUUUAGAAAACUAUGCAGCCUUCCAGAACAGUCUUUAUGAUCUAGCCAAUGUGGUGCCCACUCUUGCCAAAUUCUACCAUCAAGCUAGUGAAUCUUAUGAGCAAGCUUGUACUCGGCAUAUCAAUAUGAUUAUUUACAUUCAAUUUGAAAGAUUAUUUCAGUUCCAUCGGAAAAUUGAGGAUUUAAUGUACACCAUUACUCCUGAGGAGAUUCCCUUUCAGCUUGGCUUAUCAAAGAUGGAUCUUAGAAAGAUGAUAAAAUCCAGUCUAUCAGGAGUUGACAAGUUGAUCAAUGCCAUGUAUAGGAAAUUACAGAAGAACUUGACUUCCGAAGAACUAUUACCUUCUUUGUGGGAUAAAUGCAAGAAAGAGUUCCUGGACAAGUAUGAAAGCUUCGUUCAACUAGUUGGCAAGAUAUACCCAAAUGAAGUUAUUCUUUCUGUUGGAGAAAUGAAAGAUCUUCUUGAUUCCAUGUAGAUACAUGAUCACUGAUAACUGUUCAGAAUAUUUCAUUUUAUCUGGUAUUAAUUUUUG